This is a messenger RNA of Varanus komodoensis (Komodo dragon), 4109 nucleotides long. RefSeq names its product aftiphilin (gene AFTPH). Gene Ontology annotation, cellular component: trans-Golgi network membrane; AP-1 adaptor complex. The coding region runs from base 440 to 3088 and encodes 882 amino acids. Lineage: Eukaryota; Metazoa; Chordata; Lepidosauria; Squamata; Varanidae. The transcript has 11 exons. Gene Ontology annotation, biological process: intracellular transport. Gene Ontology annotation, molecular function: clathrin binding. The record is from RefSeq and is a predicted model, not a curated record.
UGUAUGCUGGGAAGCAGUGGGCUAAGUGGGCGGCUCGGCUGGGGAGGGGAGUUGGGUCAGACCAAGGCGCUUCCUGGGACUCUGUGAAGGGACGGAAGGGGGAGUUCGAGAUGGAUUCACCCUGAUGGCGAUUGCCGCGGGAGGCCUCGAGUAACCUCCCAGCCCUGGCCAGCCUGGCCCGGCCAUGCCCGGCCCAGAUGCCCGUGCAAGAGCCCAUAGGCGAUCUGCUCCAGCAGGCAGCCCUCUCUCCAUGGAAACGGGGACCCUUCAAGAAGACCGUGACAUGCCUCUCCCAGAUUAAGGGGAGGUGGCGGAAUUCAAAGGAGAAGUGUUUCCGGAGGGUGGGGAGCGCUACUUUUUCUUUUUUCCUUGCCCCGCAAGGGUGGAGGAGGAACUAGUAUGAUUUUGGUACAAAUUAAGCUUCAUAAAGAACUGAACAAUGGAACCAGAUAUCAUUCGGAUGUACUCUUCCUCCCCUCCACCACUAGAUAAUGGAGCUGAUGAAGAGGAAGAAGAUGAGUUUGGUGAUUUUGGUGGAUUUUCUGGUGCUGGAAGUACCAGUGUUGGCUUUGACUUUGCAUCAGAUUACUCCAGUUCAAAGGAAGAACAUAAAUCUUCUUAUAACUCCAAUUACUCAGGCAACGUAGACAAUAUUAUAGCCUUAGCUACUGUUAGAUUCACUAAUGAUAAAGAAAGUAUUACAGAACUUCCCAAUUCUGUUAAAGGACCACCUGAUAGUAGUAAAGAAAAAUGUGAGUUUGGAAGUUUGGGUACAUCAUUUGAUGGUGUUAACUCAAUAGAAAUAAAAAGAACUGGGAAACUGGAGUCCUUGUGCUCUGAAAUUAGUAGGACUGAUGGGAAAGUUCCAAGUCAAGACCAGCAUGUAGACAGCUGUAAUGGUGAGAAACAGUCAUCUCCGGAAGUUCUAACAAAUGGAUUUACAGCACCAGACAUGGCAAAUUCUCAGGGAGUAGAAGAUAUGGACAGUAUCAGUGAUUCAAAGGGAUUAAGAAUUAUUAGCACUCAGAGUACUGAAUUAAGCCUAGAUUCUAUACCAAGCACAGAAGAGGAUUUUGCAGAUUUUGCCAUGUUCUCAAAUAAGCAAACAACCCAGGUAGAAGAAACAGGAAAUAAAAUAUGCAAAAAUUUCAAUGAAAGAGAAGUAUUAAGUGUUCAAGAAAACAAUGUUAUAAACAGAGUUGGAGGAGAGAAAUCUAUGAAGGAAGAGAUUUUAGAUGGAAGUUGUGAAAAUGAAGAAGAAACUUGCAUAGAAGAUGAACAUAUCUGCAUUUCAAAAGUUAAUUUACUAGUUAGUGAAGACUUGUAUGCUAGAAAGGACUGUGCAGCAUUGGAACAUGAUUACACUGUUUCUUCCAUACAAAUAAAUGUGAAUUCAGUAGGCACAACUGAAAGUAUUGAAGGAAGAGGAGAGUCUGACACUGAAAAUAGCAAAGAGCUUGAUUUUUGUUGCACCAGUGACAUUGCAAAUGCAUUCGACCUCAAUGUAAGUAGAGUUCAAAGUCAUAGCAGUCUUCCUACAGAAGAAAAGGUGUAUGCUUCUGAAAUAGUUAAGAAUGGUGAAAGCAGCACUGGGCAUGCACCAUGCAGUGGCUUAAGUGAAGAUGAUUUUGGUGACUUUGGCACAGUCAGUAAUGGAUCUCUUGCUUUUGUUGAUGGAGCUCAAGCUGCUGCAGCCCAAGAGCAUGUUCAGAUUCCUUCUGAAAACAUCAGUGAAACAAGUGAUGAAUGUGGUGACUUCACAGAUGGAAGUGGUGCUCAACAACAGUCGACAAAGAUAGCUGCUUCUCAACCAAAUGAGAUUGUAAACACUGUGCCAGAAGAAUGUCAAACACCACUUACUGGUUAUAGCAUGACAUUACAGCCUCCUACAGAACUGGAAAAUGGAGAUGACAGUGAGUUUGGAGAUUUUGGUUCAGUGGCAAAAAGGUUUCCAGACUCUGAUGACUUUUCAGACUUCAGUUCUGCUGGUUGUCAUCAAGCUGCAGAGUGGAAUGCCUUUGAGGUUGAUGAAAAAGAGAGCUGUUUGUGGGCUGUUUUUGAAGGGGAACAGGUAUUGGAUUCUUAUUCAAGAAAAGAUGUGUGGUCAUCACAUAGGACAGGCACAACCCCUGGUGCAGAGACUCAAAUGACUGACAGUGUAACAUCUCUGCAUGGGACUGGCAGUGCGCAGUUUCAAGAAUUGCCAUCUUCAGCUCGGACAGGGCUCCUAAGUCGCCUAGAACUAAUAUUUGAGACCUGUUUUCCUUCUGUACCUGUUUCUGAAAUCGAAGAGGAGAUUACUCCUUUAAACCUCUUGCUGGAAGCAGGUCAUAAGCCUUGGGGGACAGAGGAAACCCUGUCAGAAAGGGAACUGCUUGAUGUGUGGACAGAGCUUCAGGAUAUCCAUGAUGCAUAUGGACUGAGAUACCAGUGGGGUGGCUCCCACAGCAACAAAAAGCUCCUCUGCUCCCUGGGAAUUGACACAAGGAACAUUCUCUUCACAGGUAACAAGAAGCAACCUGUUAUAGUGCCCAUGUAUGCAGCAGGACUGGGCAUGUUAGAGCCUACUAAGGAACCCCUGAAACCAAUAUCUGCUGCAGAGAAAAUAGCUUCAAUAGGACAGACUCCUCCUGUAUCACCAGAGAUGAAUAUAUGUACUUCGGAUCAGUUCCAGGAAUCUCUACCACCUGUCCAGUUUGACUGGAGUAGCAGUGGCCUUACUAACCCUUUAGAUGCUAGUGGAGGUUCCACUCUUCUGAACCUUGAUUUCUUUGGGCCCGUGGAUGACAGUAGCUCUAGCACCACCACCACCAUCCCAGGUGUGGAUCCAGAAUUAUAUGAGUUGACAACCUCCAAGCUGGAAACCUCCAACACCACCAGUAAAGUGACUGAUGCAUUUGCAAAACUAAUGUCUACAGUAGAGAAAGCAAGCACGUCAACAAGAAAGCCCAAAAAGGAUGAACAACUCAGCGAAGAAGCUACCAAGGUGAUUUCUAGCCUUCCUGACUUAUCUUUCAUGCAUGCCAAGGUGUUAAUGUUCCCCGCCACAUUAACACCUUCAACGAGUUGCCAAGGAAAGGUAGACUAAAGUGAAAUGAAUUGGACAAUUUCUAUUGAUUCUUCCCCUAGCCCGUUUUUCUGGGUCCAAUAAAGUAAUACUGCUUUAAUUAAAAAAUCAAGUUCAGAUGAUUUGUUGGUAAGCAGCACUAGAAAGGUAUACAUAGUUAUGUAUAUUUAUUUACAUACUGGAGUCCUAAAUUUAUAUUAGAAAAUGUAAAUAACUGGGGAGGAUUGAACUUUUUUGAAGAUUUAUCUUUUUUCUUCUUCUUUUUCUUUCUUUUUGUGCUGGGAUGUAAACAUUUGUCCUUGUGGAAUACACUGGUAGUGUCCUUCUUUAAAAAAAACAACAAACAACUUUCUAAACAUUUUUUUAAAAAUUGAAAUUUCCAAUGUUUGCUCUUCAUAAAGAGUCUUUCAUUAUUUUUUUUCAGAACUAAUCACCCUUGAUUACCAUUUACUGAAAAGCCAAAACAUUUAGGGUCUUUCAGUGGCUCUCUGUUAAACAGAUUAAACCAUCCUCUCUUUUUCAUCUAAUGUGGCUUUUUUUUUUUUUUUUUGAGUGUGUGGGGAGGCUAGGUGGUAGAUUAUAAGUUUUUUGACUUCUAGCAGUAUGGAUUUAUCAUUAUUGCCUUUCAAGGGGCUUACUGUCAGUUCCUUUUAUUUAAGUAAUAGAUCACUGCCUAACUACUUGAUUGUUGGGAUCUAUGUAUUAAUCAAUUUGGUUUGGGAUGGAAGGACCAAAAGUAUCCGAAUGUCUUACAUUGAAAUAUACCUGUUACAUUUUUUUUUUGUUAUACCACUAUUCUUAUGUUUGAUUUUGCACAGUGUAAAUUUGACAUAAUCAUAGAUUGCUAUGGUUUAGGCUGUAUGUACAGUAAAACUAUGGGUUGUAAAUGUUUGGGGAAAUUCCUAUGGAAAAAGAGAAUGCUAUGUAGAACAACCUCUAACAAGGUUUAUGUGCAUGCCUGAGGUCUUUUUGAAAUUUCAGUGUAUAAAUUUCCUCUUAGCUUACACGAAAUAAAAAAAAAUAAAGUUAUAUAGUCUGUUAA